This is a messenger RNA of Momordica charantia (bitter melon), 1978 nucleotides long. RefSeq names its product putative lysophospholipase BODYGUARD 3. NCBI's taxonomy places the organism in Eukaryota, Viridiplantae, Streptophyta, Magnoliopsida, Cucurbitales, Cucurbitaceae. The record is from RefSeq and is a predicted model, not a curated record.
GGAGAAAAAGAAAAAACUUGUAGCCAAGACUCCCAUUUGCCGAGGAGAAUUUGGUUGCCUUAAGAGAAAGAGAGAGAGAAAUAGAGAUUCAGUUCAACCACCACCCACCCCAUUUCUUCCUUUGUUCUACAGAUGGCGUUAAAUGAAACAAUCAAUUCAUUUCAUCUGCUAUCUGCUCCUCUGUGACUAUUCCCUCUCUCUCCUCUCCAGUUUUUAAUACACCCCCACCUCCACACACUCCUUUCCCAUUCAAAAGACCUCAAACUCGCGUCACCCCCAUACGAUUUCUACCAUUUCUUUUUCCAAUGACACAAAUUAGGUAACCCGGCCCUGUUUUUUUCUUUUUUUGGGAUGGCAAUGGCGAUGGUCGGGCGGCUGAUAAACGAAACCCUCAGCUUCUUCCUCUUCUCUAUUCUGGACGUUAUUGAUAUUGUGUUGUGUUUUGCUUACAAAGUGGCGGAUUUCUGCUUUGAAUCGGAGUGGAAGCCCUGCUAUUGUUCUUCCCCUAAAGAGGAGGCCAUAAGCAGCCGUGGGAACAAGAUUUUGGUGUCCGACAAAGGCCUCUGUUCCUCUGCUAGGCUGCAGCUUGAGGAAGUUUCCGACACUCUUUACACUCGCCCUUCUCUGGUGGCCGAGCUGUCUAAAGUCACCGCCGCCGAGCUCCGCCGCCUCAAGGUCAAACCUUUUCUGCCUCCGCCGCCCAAGCCCGCCGUCGGAUCCACCUUCACUGUCAACUCCACCAUUGUGGAAAUGCUUCAAGACAAGAUCAAUGGCCGCCAAUACCCGAUCGCCAGGUGGUCCGAUUGCGAUUGCAAACUCUGUACUUGUUGGUGUUCUUCCAAAAAGUCGCUCUUCGUUCGAGCCCAAGGACCUAAAGAUGAGGCACGUGAAGACGUAGUGUUCAUUCAUGGGUUCAUUUCGUCGUCGGAGUUUUGGACGGAGACGGUGUUCCCAGAGUUGUCGGCGGCGGCGAAGGCCAGAUACCGGCUGCUGGCGGUGGAUCUGCUGGGGUUCGGGAGGAGCCCGAAGCCGUCGGAUUCGCUGUACACGUUGAAAGAACACGUGGAGAUGAUCGAGACGUCGGUUUUAGAGGCGUAUAAAGUAAAAUCCUUUCACAUCGUGGCUCACUCCCUCGGCUGCAUUUUGGCUCUCGCUCUCGCCGUCAAGUACCCCGCCUCCGUCAAGUCCCUUACGCUUCUCGCGCCGCCGUACUAUCCGGUACCGAAAGGGGAAGAGGGGAGUCAAUACGUGAUGAAGAAGGUCGCUCCGCGUCGGGUGUGGCCGCCGAUGGCGUGCGGGGCGUCGAUAGCGUGCUGGUAUGAGCAUAUAUCCAGGACGGUAUGCCUACUCAUUUGCAAGAACCAUCGCUUUUGGGAGUUUCUAACCAAACUUGUCACCAGAAACAGGAUAGAGGCGUUUUUGGUAGAGGGGUUCUUCUCCCACACUCACAACGCCGCGUGGCACACACUGCACAACGUCAUAUGCGGCACCGGCGGGAAGAUCGAGAGGUACUUGGACGCCAUCCGCGACGGCGUAAAGUGCCGCGUGAACAUAUUCCACGGCGGCGACGACGACGUGAUUCCGGUCGAGUGCAGCUACAACGUGAAGGCGCGUGUGCCGAGGGCGCGUGUGAAUGUGGUGGAAAAUAAAGACCACAUCACCAUUGUCCUCGGAAGACGGACGGCUUUCGCCAGAGAGCUCGAAGAAAUUUGGAGCAACUCAAAUGCUUAAUUAAAUAAUAUAUUAUUAUUGUUAUUAUUAUUACUAUUAUUAUUAUAUCUUAAUCGUAAUUAAAAAUUUUAAAAGGAAAAUGAAUUGAGGAUUAAUAAUAAUCUUCCUCUUUCUUCUUCAUGUGUGAAAAGUCUGUAUUUUGUUUGGGCCAAAGCCGUGUGGAAGUUUCCAAAUACCCCCAAUGUUAUUGGGAGUAUUUCAAAUGAAAUAUAAUGUUUAGCUAAUGGAAUAUGUCAAUUAUAUAAAA